AUGGAUGGUGAUAUUAUUAUUAAUAUGGGUUUUUUCAUUCAUGAUCUUCACCAACAAAUCGAACAACUACACCAACAUCAACUUAGUAGUUAUCACGAUAAACCAUUCAUAGUUUAUCGGGGACAAGGUCUAUCCAACGCAAACUUCGAAAAAUUGCAAGAAACAAAAGGUGGUUUAAUGUCCUUUAAUAACUUUUUGUCCACAAGCAAAGAUAAAGAAGUAUCCAUCGGUUAUGCUGACAUUGCUUCAACAGUACCGGACAAGGUGGGCAUUCUAUUUACAAUGUCCAUUAAUCCUUGUAUUAAAUCAACACCAUUUGCCCGCAUUACUGAACUAAGUUAUUACGAGGCACAAGAAGAAGAAGUUCUCUUCUCCAUGCAUACCGUUUUUCGAGUGAAUGAAAUUAAACAAAUGGAUAGUAACAAUCAACUUUAUCAAGUUGAAUUACAAUUAACAUCGGAUGAUGACCAACAACUACGAUUACUUACCGAUCGGAUACGAAAAGAAGUUGGUGGUACUGGAUGGCAACGAUUGGGUGACUUAUUGCUUAAAAUUGGUCAACUUAAUAAAGCUGAAGAACUAUACAAUGUAUUACUCGAACAGACAUCUGAUAAGGGUGAAAAAGCGAUUUAUUACAAUCAAAUAGGUUAUGUACAUUCGACUCUAGGUGAUUAUGGAAACGCUAUUUCGUAUUAUGAACAGGGACUUAAAAUUCAACAAAAAUCUCUUCCUUCAAAUCAUCCUUCAUUAGCUAUCUCAUACACCAACAUCGGGGUAGUGUAUAAAAGUAUGGAAGAGUACUCAAAAGCACUUUUGUUUUACGAAAAAGCACUUGAAAUUCGACAAAAAACUCUUUCUUCAAAUCACCUAGAAUUGGCUGUUUUAUACAGCAACAUCGGUGGUGUGUAUAACAGCAUGAAAGAGUACUUGAAAGCACUUUCAUCUCACGAAAAAGCACUUGAAAUCCGAGAAAAAACUCUUUCUUCAGAUCAUCCUUCAUUGGCUACUUCAUACAACAGCAUCGGUGGUGUUUGUGGCAAUAUGAAAGACUAUUCGAGAGCACUUUCAUUUUACGAAAAAGCACUUAAAAUUCGACAAAAAACUCUACCUUCCAAUCAUCCCUCAUUGGCUAUUUCAUACAAUAAUAUGGCUAAGAUGUAUUACAAUAUGAAAGACUAUUCAAAAGCACUAUCAUAUUUUGAACGUGCUCUGGGCAUAUUCCAACGUGCAUUACCUUCAACUCAUUUUUAUAUAAAAACUGUGAAAGAGAAUAUUGAAACUGUAAAAAACAAAUUAUGA
Messenger RNA from Adineta steineri, 1299 nucleotides. The record is from the annotation of a GenBank genome assembly. Lineage: Eukaryota; Metazoa; Rotifera; Eurotatoria; Adinetida; Adinetidae.